This is a messenger RNA of Racocetra fulgida, 135 nucleotides long. NCBI's taxonomy places the organism in Eukaryota, Fungi, Glomeromycota, Glomeromycetes, Diversisporales, Gigasporaceae. The record is from the annotation of a GenBank genome assembly.
ACAGCAAAUAAAUGAAGUACUAGAACAAAAUUCUGAAAAAGAAUUAAAAGCUCAAAUAAAUCAAGCACUAAAACAAAUUAAUAAAUUAAUUGAGCUUACUGAAAAAAAGAAUAAAGAUAAUACUUCUUCUGGCUA